This is a messenger RNA of Ceratitis capitata (Mediterranean fruit fly), 4901 nucleotides long. It is a transcript of the gene Skeletor, whose product is annotated as protein Skeletor, isoforms B/C. NCBI's taxonomy places the organism in Eukaryota, Metazoa, Arthropoda, Insecta, Diptera, Tephritidae. The coding region runs from base 437 to 4747 and encodes 1436 amino acids. The transcript is spliced from 10 exons. The record is from RefSeq and is a predicted model, not a curated record.
UACAUUUGGUGUUCAUUUCAGUUUGGCUAUUAGUGGCGUUCGGACGUAUUUAAAAUAGUAGUGUGCUUUGCCUUAACUGAAUUUUAUCCAUUUAUAGACAAAAAUAUAUUACACACCAAUACAGACAUAAUAAAAUGUUUAAUUGACUUGUUUAUUUUCUUUGUUGUGGGAAUCAUCUGUAGCUUCUGUGCAAGUUUAAAGUUGAAACUGGUAACAAGUUGUUUAAAUAACAAGAAAUUUGCAAAUUGGAGAUUCAAGCUAAAACUACAUUUUGUUGCCAACAAUCCAGCGGGGACAGGAAAGGUUGCUUUGUACGAAAUUUCUGAAUUUCAGAUAAAUAUACAUAUGUUCAUAUGUAACCUUUGGCGAAAUCACCGAAAAAGCCGCGGAUGAACAUAUUUCAAAUAUACAUAUUCUAAUUAAUUAAUAAUUCAAUAUGGCUCCGAAAGUCCAGAUUUUAUUAAACGUUGUAUUUGGAUUAAUAUGCUGCAACAGCGUUACUACUGUGAGUUCCUCGUUUCCAUAUUAUGGUACUAAAAUAGGCGCACUAACGCGAUUACAUCAUGGCGUUUCAGGAGAUGUGUACGCCGUCGAUUCUCGUACCUUGUUUAUUAAAAACUUUAAUUAUGAUGGCGAAGCUCCGGCUGCUUACUUUUAUGUUGGUCAUACACCAAAACCUAGCAAUGAUGGAGCUCAACGUUUGCGAGAUGAACGUGGUGGUGAAAACGCUCUUACUCGCCGUUACCGCAACAAAGAUAUCACUCUCCCCUUACCCGACGGGAAGACUUUGCGUGACAUUAAAUGGUUUUCGAUUUGGUGCGAUGAGUUUGCUGUGAAUUUCGGUGACGUCUCUAUUCCAUCCGAUUUGGACUUCCCGCGACCUCAGAAAAUUGCACCUCUGAAGGGCGUUCACGAAGUAUCCUCGGAUAAUAUUGUAAUCGUAGACGCUCAAACGCUUUUAAUACCAAACUUCAGCUAUGACGGCGAAGCCCCAGAUGCCAAAUUCUGGGUUGGUCGUGGACAGCGACCGAGUCCACAAGGCCUACGUAUUCCAGAUGAAAAUGGCAAAGAAAUUCCAUUGCGUCGCUAUGAACGCAAGACUAUUGUACUCACGUUACCCGACGACUUGACUAUUUUUGAUAUAGGACAUUUUGGUGUAUGGUGUGAGGCUUUCACAGUCGACUUUGGACAUGUUCGUAUACCCGAAGGAUUAAAUGUGCCACCAUCCUUAAAAAUGCUUGGCAUUAGUCCACAGUCGAGAUUAAAUUGUGAAGUUCUUUAUGAUGAUUUAGCAUUUGAAGUGAGAUGGGCCGUAGCGGGUGACAGUAUUGUUAUACAACUUAUCGCUAAAUUAGAUCCCAACGAAUAUAUGUCAUUCGGCGUUUCAAAAAAUCCUGAAAAAAGCAGUAUGAUUGGCGCCGAUGCCGUAGUUUCUUGGGUAGAAAAGGAUACUGGUAAAGGAUAUGCAGAGGAUUAUUAUUUAGGCGAUAAGUCACAAUGUUCUGGUGGCCAUGGAGUCUGUCCGAAAGUGAAAAUUGAGAACGGGACUAACUCAAUACGACUAUUAAACGCAGCAUGGGUAAACGGUUAUUCCAUCGUUACCUAUCAACGUUCAUUGCAAUCAAAUAGCAAAUUUGACGUUCCAAUUUUAACUAAUUCUUCUCAAGCGAUUGUCUGGGGUAUAGGCCCACUUAAUGAACGUAACGAAGCUUCAUACCAUACACAUUUUUCCCGAAUUUCAACUUUAAUUGAUUUUGGCCGACAACCUAUCUGGAAUUGUCCAUCGCCUGAAGGUUUAAAACCAGAUGACGAGGAUGACAAAGAAGAAGAUACAAGCAAGCCAUACAUGGAAUUUAACCCUAGUAAGGCAUCUACAACGCCAAGUCAAGUUAAUGGUCAAUUUGAAGAAGAAUUUUAUGAUAAACGCCCACUGGCACUUCAGAAUCCGAAUAGACGCCAAGAAUCACGACCUUUAGAACAAUCACGCCCCCAUCAACCUCCACGUCCAGUUCCUACCCCAAAGCCUGCUAGUAAAACUGGUGCCUGGGAUAUUCCUGCAAUCCAAUGCUAUGAACCAGAGGAUGGCGUUUUUUAUGCACAAAUGGGUCCGACAGGUGGAAAACAUGGUUACUCUGCUAUAACAGGACACGUUGGUUGGGGUAUAUCAUGGUAUAUAAAUGGAUUGCUCAUUCCCGAAAUUCAUGUCGUUCGUGGCAAAACGUACACAUUUGUUGUAGAAGGAGGAAUUGAUUCUGAUAUACCGGCAAAAUACCAUCCAUUCUAUAUAACUGAUGAUUCUAUAGGUGGUUACGAACACAAAAGAGAAGAAGAGAAGAAGGCUGUUCGCAUUUUUGCGGGAGUGCAUCGGUCUCGUUCGGGCCAGUUGACGCCGACGGGAGUUGGUAGACUUUGCAACUGGACGCCGGACGUCGAUGGUCCACCUGCAGAUGAUUAUCAAUCCUUCGGUGCUUAUCAACGUACUUUGACUUUGAAAUGUGAUCAUGGUGAACCCGGUGUCAUAACUUGGACUCCUGAUCGUGAUACCCCCGACACUGUUUACUACCAAUGCUUUACACAUCGCUAUUUAGGAUGGAAAAUCCACGUACAUGAUGCUUGCGAAGAUCCAGGAUUUUCUGCAUCGGCUUCGGAGAACCAAGAACUGCGCAUUCCAUUUGCUAAUGUCGAUGAUGCUGGGGAUGUUACUGCCGAAGCGUCAAUUCGUCAUGAAACCAAGGUCAGCCCCAACGAAAAUUUUUUAUUCAAGCACCAAACAGAUUUGAUUAAGAAUCAUAAUAUGAAUGGAACUCCGCCAAAAUUCACUUUUGAAAUAACGAAAUCAUCGGAAAUUACUAAACUGAUUUCAGAUGGAAUCCGUGCUGCUGAAGCUCUCGAAGCAAGCAUUCUGAAGAACGCCAAUGGUUCCAAUCAUACAAACCAAAGUAUUGUCAGCAGCGAAAAAAUAAAUCGUAAUCCCGAUACUGUUCCAAUAAUGUCUACAAUCCCUACACAUCAGCAAACCAAUAUGAAGACCGUUGGAAGUAUAAAAACGAUUACAGUCGAAGCCAAUUCAAAACUACCUUUAGAACCACACAUUGCUACCGCUGUACCAGAAGUUUUAUAUGGUGAAAAUCAUGCACAUUCACAUAACAAAAAUAUACAAAACUUAUCUCGAAUAAAAUCAAAAAAGCCAUCGUCAUCCACAUCAUCACCAUAUCAUUUUUUGCAUCAUCAACCAAAGCAUACACAAUCUUACCAUCAUUUUCAUAACCUUACUAAUAUUCCAGCACAGUCCCCGAAGCCAAUAGGCCUUUCAGAAUUUCUUCGUCCACCUCACAGCACCGAAUUUUUGCAUCCUGUAAAAUUACCAGGACGUCGCCCACUUCUCAGACCUAUCAAAAAGGUACCAACCGCUAAGCCUGUACUACCACAACAGAUACAACGUACACCUCAAAUACCAAUACAACCUAUACCACAACCAUCCAUUAUUGUAAGCCAUUAUCGUAAAGCAGCGCCUGGACUUUUAAAAGGGAUCCUCCAAGAAAACCAAUUUCCUCUACAAUCUUCAAUUGCUUCUGUUUUAUUACUUGGUCAACCAACAACUUUAAGUGGCCAUCGAAAAAAUGAUCCAGUGCUCUCACAUUCGAUACAAAACUCCAUUAUACCUGUACCAUACAAUGACACUGUUCCCCGCGAAACAAUCGAGCUACAUAAUAGUGAUAAGCGUGAAAUUUCUGCUUCAAUAAAGCCCGUUAAAAAUAAUGGUUUUAAAUCCAAUUCUAUAGUAAUUGAAAGUGGUUUCCGUCCUAUAAUUCGUGCAGAAAAUGUUCUACCGCCACUCUCUCUAGAUCAAGUAGCGCAUCGUCGUGAAGAUCCGGGGUCAGAAAUUAACGAAGCAAUGGAAACGGACACACUUUUUCUCACGGCCCAAAAAUUGGCACAAACACAGAGUUUUGAACCAAUGUUCAUUCCAUCGCCUCCUGAUAGCACCAAUAUUUCUAAUUAUUUACGAAAUAUCGUAUCAUCUUCGUCGACUAUAAGUGAAAACGAACAUGUUUCUAAUAUUUCAGCCGAAAUUCCAAUUGCAGCAAAAUUACGAAAUGCAACCCUAGAAGAUAUUUUAGCAGACCUGGACGAAGUACUUUUAGAGGAAGAAUCUACCACUAAAUUGGAUGAAACUGCUACAAAGAAAAUCAUAGAAGGCGAAAAACUUGAGGAAAAUUUCUCCGAGAAUUUGAAAAACCAAAGCCUAAGUGUAGAAGAUAAUACAUAUGACAUGGAGGAAGCUGAUGAAGAAGAUGAGCGAGAAGCGCAAGCCGCAGAACGCAUUGACACAUAUUACCUACCCCCAGAUAAUCGCAAGAUACCUCAUGCCAGCUUACCAAGCGGCGCUGUUGUUACAUUUGAUGGUAAAUCCAUUGUAGACGGUAAUUUGGUCCUGCCACCUAAAUUAGAAACAUUUGAAGGAGUAAACUCGAGGCGGCAAGCACACGGCCUGUCACAAAUUGAACAGCUCAUUAGAAGCACACCCCAAGUCCGACCUUUCCGAGGAGAAAUUCCACAACCAGUAGCUGAGUUUAUUUCAAAUGAACGCUCCAGAAAUCGAGUGUCUGGAAGCAGAGGUGGAGGCAUUGUUGGCGGUACAGGAUCUGGUAAUGCCGGGCCAUAUUUACCUUUAACCUCACUUUCACCACCGCGAGUUCAUUCCACUAAAUUGCAAUUGCUGCAGUCAGCCAUGUAUCGGCAAUAGACAUUGCAUGAAAAUGUUUCUUGAAAAAUUACUUACACAUCACUGAUAUAACUAUUUUUUAAUAUAUUAUUAGCGGAAAAUAAAAAUACAUAAAAUAAUACAUACCUUCAUAACUGUUUGUGUAUGAGCAUGUACAAAAAUUAUAGAACAUUAA